Molecule: messenger RNA, 2061 nt
Organism: Cheilinus undulatus (humphead wrasse)
Lineage: Eukaryota; Metazoa; Chordata; Actinopteri; Labriformes; Labridae
Gene: srm
Product: spermidine synthase
Exons: 8
Coding region: 110-979 (289 amino acids)
Biological process (GO): spermidine biosynthetic process
Cellular component (GO): cytosol
Molecular function (GO): spermidine synthase activity
Source: RefSeq, a predicted model, not a curated record
UCAUGUUUAGCUGUUAGGAAAUUGUGAAAUGUCACAUCUUUGUCGUAACUUACUCACAUCGCCACACUUGUAGACACAUCACUGUUACUUGUGUGUGAUAGUAGCCAACAUGGACCACAUUAAAGACGGAUGGUUUACAGAAACGUGCACGUUAUGGCCGGGGCAGGCGAUGAGCCUUCAAGUCGAAGAGGUCCUCUACCAUAAGAAAUCCAAAUUUCAAGACGUUAUGGUUUUCAAGAGUAAAACCUAUGGCAAUGUCUUGGUUCUGGAUGGAGUGAUCCAGUGCACAGAGAGAGAUGAGUUUGCAUACCAAGAGAUGAUUGCCAACCUUCCUCUGUGCAGCCACCCGUGCCCCAAGAAGGUCCUGAUUAUAGGGGGUGGUGAUGGUGGUGUGCUGAGGGAAGUUGUGAAGAAUCCUCUGGUGGAAUCUGUGGUUCUGUGUGAAAUAGAUGAGGAUGUCAUCAAUGCAUCAAAGAAAUACCUCCCUGGGAUGGCUAAAGGAUUUUUCAGUCCAAAGCUUACCCUACAUGUUGGAGACGGCUUUGAAUUCAUGAAGCAGAACCAGGAUGCCUUUGACGUCAUCAUUACUGAUUCCUCAGACCCUGUUGGACCUGCUGAGAGUUUGUUCAAGGAGUCUUACUAUCAACUGAUGAAGGCAGCGCUGAGAAACGAUGGAAUUCUUUGUUCCCAGGGAGAGUGUCAGUGGCUCCAUUUGGAGCUGAUAAAGGAGAUGCGAACCUUCUGCAAAACUCUAUUCCCUGUGGUGGACUAUGCCUACGGCACCAUCCCAACUUAUCCCAGUGGCCAAAUUGGAUUCAUGCUGUGCAGUAAAAAUCCUGAAACAAAUUUCAGGGAACCAGUGAAAGCUUUGUCAAAAGAAGAAAUGGAAAAUAUGAGUCUUAAAUAUUACAACCCUGAAAUUCACAAAGCAUCGUUUGUCCUCCCUGAGUUUGCAAGAAAGGUACUGAAUGAUGCAUGACCACCUACGACAGCCCAACAUACUCAUUCUCUACCUAGCGCUCGAACCACAGAGAACCCUGUCCUAAGGCAUCAACACCUCCUGAAAAAGUUCAGCCCUGCUGAAGAGAGGAGCCUCUAUAAGAUUUGAUGUUGGAGGCUAAUAAGAACAAUCAGCAGGGUUGAGCUUACUGCCGGCAAAGAGAACAUGUUAGUUCCUUCAGAUGUUUCCUCCAAUCUUACACACUCUAGGUGUUAAUUUAUUCACAGGAGUUAUUUGGUUUGUCAUUUUUACUCUGUAAAUGUCUUAGCAUGUUGUGACGAGCGGUUUUAAUGGGUUGGCUGAGUAGGAAGCGCUUGCCAUCAAAACUGACCUCACGCUGAAACUGUACUGUCUAUUGGAUUCGCUCUACAUAUUAUGCAAUAUAUUACAUACUAUAUAGAGAAUGUAUGUGUAAUCUAUUGCCGUACUUUUAUUUGUAUUGUUUGAUAUCAAUCUGUGCUCAUAGGAAAACACGUGGAUGCCAUCUGUCAUGACUGUAUAUAUCCACAAUAAUAAUGUGUCCUCUACACAUAAACCCUAUAGUGCCUAAAACCUUUUUUUUUUUUUGUCAUUGAAAAAGCAACCUGGUGUAUCUAUCAUGGUGUUGUAUCUAUCCUCGAUAGUGUCCUAGAAAGCAUACUAUGUAUUUGCUUAAAUAAUCUCUUUGAGCUGUAACUGAAUGGACAUGGAAGAAGUUUACAUUACUUUUUAAUUGAUGCUCAUCACUUUAUAAGAGCAAAAUGAAAUGGUGUUAAAAAGGAUAUCAAGUAUGGCAUUGGAGCUUCUAAUGAAGGAACGUGGAUUUUAACAUGCAAAUUGAUUAUGCAAUUCUUACUUGCAGUAUUGGGUAGUGACCACCAGUAGUGAGUUUGUAUUCUGAGUCAUCACAUGGUCAACCAUCUUAAGUUAUCUCUUAGUUGUCAAUCCACAUAUUGAAUGUUUGUUGAGAAAUGGUGUUGUAAUUGAAUAAUGAUUUGUGUUUUUAUAAAAACUAUUAAAUUGGUAACAGAAAACGGACGAUUGGUUUCUAUGUCGGAUGUCGCUGACAGCUUUUGUGUCUA